UGACGUCAGCUCCCAGGUCGCCGAGCAGAGAAACAACAUGGCGACAGAAUGGAGCGGGCAGCAGGGUUACAUUCUCACCGUCAUCAUCUGCCUGUGGAGCGCCGUCGGCGGCCGCACGGAGACGGCGGCCACGGCGGCGGCGGCGGCGGGGUCCGGCGGCAGGGGCAGCGGCGGCGGCAGCCAGGUGCUCGGCAUGCGGCUGGAGAGAAGCGACAAGCCGGCCAGCACCAAUGACGACGGUGUCAUCCAGGUGACCGAGGAGAGCUCCGUGCAGCUCCGGUUCUACGGGCUGCAGCUCCACUCGGGUGCCUGGACGCAGAUCCGCUUCACGGAGCUGACAGACGGCGGCGGGGACGAGGAGGAGGAUGAGGAAGAGGCAGUGGCGAUCAGGGGCGGCAGCGGCAUGAUGGACGCGCCGGACAGGACUUGUGCUGAUUUCACGAAGGACAUCAGCGUCGGGACCUUCAUGAACGUGAGCCAGCGGGGCACGUCGGGGCUGCUCAGCCUGCACAUUAAGCCGCUGCGCAAGAGCGAGAUGCAGAAGGAGUACGCAGUGUGCACCCUGAGCGCGGCCGGGGACCGUUGGGUGCUGCUGGGGGACAGCGAUGGCAGGCUGCUGGUGCUGGAGGAGAAGAAGUCACUGCUGCCCAUGUGGCUGCAGGUGAUCCUCAUCUCCUGCCUGCUGGUGCUCUCCGGUAUGUUCAGCGGCCUCAACCUGGGGCUCAUGGCGCUGGACCCCAUGGAGCUGCGCAUCGUGCAGAGCUGCGGCACCGACAAGGAGAAGAAAUACGCACGAAAGAUCGAGCCGAUCCGCAGCAAAGGGAACUACCUGCUGUGCUCCCUGCUCCUGGGGAACGUGUUGGUCAACACCACCCUCACCAUCCUGCUGGACGACCUGAUCGGCUCGGGGCUGGGCGCUGUGGUGGCCUCCACCAUCGGCAUCGUCAUAUUCGGGGAGAUCGUCCCGCAGGCGCUGUGCUCCCGCCACGGACUGGCCGUGGGAGCCAACACCAUCAUGGUCACUAAGUUCUUCAUGUUGCUCACCUUCCCGCUGUCUUUCCCUGUCAGCAAGCUGCUGGACGUGCUGCUGGGUCAGGAGAUCGGCACCGUGUACAACCGGGAGAAGCUGGUGGAGAUGCUCAAAGUGACGGAGCCCUACAACGACCUGGUCAAAGAGGAGCUCAACAUGAUCCAGGGCGCGCUGGAGCUGCGGACCAAGACCGUGGAGGACGUGAUGACCCCGCUGGCCAACUGCUUCAUGAUCCAGGCGGACGCGGUGCUGGACUUCAACACCAUGUCGGAGAUCAUGGAGAGCGGAUACACCAGGAUCCCGGUGUACGACGACGAGCGCUCCAACAUCGUGGACAUCCUGUACGUGAAGGACCUGGCGUUCGUGGACCCGGACGACUGCACCACACUGAAGACCAUCACCAAGUUCUACAACCACCCGGUGCACUUCGUGUUCCACGACACGAAGCUGGACGCCAUGCUGGAAGAGUUCAAGAAAGGUAAAUCCCACCUGGCCAUCGUCCAGAAGGUGAACAACGAGGGAGAGGGGGAUCCUUUCUACGAGGUGCUGGGAUUGGUCACCUUAGAGGACGUCAUCGAGGAGAUCAUCAAGUCAGAGAUCCUGGACGAGUCCGAUCUUUACACCGAUAACAGAAACAGAAAGAAGGUGGACCCCAACAAAAACAAGCGAGACUUCUCAGCCUUCAAGCAUGAUGGCGACAGUAAAGUGAAGAUCUCUCCUCAGCUCAUGCUGGCGGCUCAUCGUUUCUUGGCUACAGAGGUGAGCCUGUUCAGCCCGUUCCAGAUCACAGAGAAAGUCCUGCUGAGGAUCCUCAGACACCCAGACGUCAUCCAGGAACUCAAGUUUAACGAAAAUGACAAACGGUCCCCGCAGCACUUCCUCUACCAGAGAGGCAAACCUGUCGACUACUUUGUGCUCAUUCUGCAGGGACGGGUGGAGGUGGAAGCUGGAAACGAAAACAUGAAGUUUGAAACUGGUCCAUUCUCCUACUAUGGAGUCAUGGCUCUAAGCACACCGUCACUGGCCGUCACCCCUCCUCUCUCCCCGUCAGUGGCGUCCCCCCCUCCACGACGCCUCUCUCUUAAGAGGUUUUCUCUGUUCUCUCGUUUCCCAGAGUUUCGUUCUCCAUCACACGGGGGCAACCUCAACCGCUCGGCAUCUCUGAGCUGCACUGAGCGCGCUCCGGAGAGCGGCUCUGUUGGCGGGAGCAACACUCAGAUCCCUGGCACCCCCUUCCAGUACAUCCCGGACUUCUGUGUCCGAGCUCUCACAGACCUGCAGUUUGUCAAGAUCACUCGUGCCCAGUACCAGAACGGUCUCCUGGCCUCCAGGCUGGACAGCUCGCCACAGUCUCCAGAUGGCAGCCACACUCGCCUGGACACAUCUGUCUCGUUGCCCCCCGUGACGCCGCCAGGGAUUCGCACACCACUGCCGCUGGCCACACCUCCCGCUAAACGCCCGCCAUCCAACGCUCAGCCGACGCCGCCGAGCGGCCGCAGUGCUCUGCCCCAAGGCGCCUCCUCCUCCGGCCGCAGGCCCAGCCAGUCUUUGCCCCAAGCCACCCCCCUUCCAAGCAACCAUACCCACCUCUCCCAAACCCCUCCCUCCUCUAUAAGCACGGUGCCGUGCGCUCUGAACCCCCACCCCACCCUGCCCUCAAAACCCCGGCAGUCCCCGCCCUCUGCCGGCCCAGAGAACGGGCCAGGAGAGACCACCACUCUGCUCAGUGAGCAGCAGAACUGUGUGGGCCGCCGUCGGCCCAGCCACCCCCAGCCGCACCCCCACGUCCACACCAUCAGUCACGCACACACUGAGAGCACCAUCUAACUACGGUCCCUGUGGGGAAACUAAACUACCUGUGCACUCACAUUUAACUUACACUGGCACUACUUCAUGUUCCUGCUUGUUGUCUCCUGAACUUUUCUGUUUAAGGGAAGCUGAGGAUCAGCAGCACAUCAGAGACCAACACAGAUCCUCAUGUGUCCCUCCCUGCAUGUUCCCCUCCCAACAUUGAAAAAGACCAAGGAGAGAGUACAGCGAUGAAGCAGGGAACACUAGUGAGUAUGGUUAGAUACAGUAUGAAGAUGGGUUGUGUACUGCAUGUGUGUGUUCUUAAAGAAUUAGUUCACCCAAGUUAUAUACCUGCUUGCAGAUGCCUUUUUUGUGUAGGUUUUGAGAUUUCUGCCUCCAUCUCAGUACAGUGGUUGUGAAUGGGAUUAAUUAUGUGGUGCUCACAGCUUUGGAAAAUUGCAUUUUUUAAAACUGCUGGUUGCUCACUUUCAGAAUUUUUUUCUUUAUCCCAUAAAAAUAACUCCUAUAAAAAGUGUUCACAUAAACAUAACUGGAUGCUGUUUCUGGAGAGACACAUUUCUGUUAAAAUGAAGCAUUUUGCUGAGAAACUGGUAUACUCAAACACAAUUUGGCCAAAGCAACCGUUAACAAAAAGAAGAAAAUGUGGCAGAGAAAAUGGCAGCAAUGUUUUGAUGCUGCCCCCAGUGGUCGGUGACUUGUAGCUUUUGAAGGAACCGUGCAUUUGCGAUGAUGUGAAAGUUAUCAUUGAAAAAUACCCGAGACCCUACACUGCAGAUGCAGUUAACGAAAUUAUCGUUACUUAUUAUAAAAAGCUUGUAGUACUGUUCUUAAGUAACUUUGAUGUACUUUAUUUAAAUUUUUUGAUAUUUUAUUCUUCUACUCCAUUACAUUCCAAACUUAGAUUAUACUUUAAAAAACAUUAAAAUACAAUCUCCUUCGUGGUAUUAGUGGUUUUAUUUAGUAAAGUCUUUCACUACUUCUUGGAUCACUACCAGACUACAAUGUUCUUCUUAAAAAGGAUUUUAUUGUAUUUGAAAAAAUAGAAAAAAUCUACACAAUGGAUGAGGUAUUGUCAUUCUCAGUCAAAAGUGAAAAGAAGGUAAAUUUUGUUUUACCAUUACAAUUUAUUAAUGUUUAGAACGGCACAAACAAAAUCCCAUUUACCUCCUUUGUAUUUUAGUGUCAUCAUUACAUCAGACUCUAGAUUCAUGAAGAAAAAUGAAACAAUUUCAAAUUUUAGUUCAACUUCAUGAUUUUUUAAAUCUAAUUUUCCACAUUAAGAGCAACAAACAAAAUUCCUUCAACCUCUUUUGUAUUUGUUUGCGGAUGUUUUGUCCACAUCUAUAGACAAAAGUCAGCAGAAUUUAGAUCAUCUUGAAUUUCCCUCGGGACUAAUAAAGUAUCUAUCUGUCGUUCAACUUUCUGUAUAUCCACGGCAAUUUUCCAUGUUUUUAGCAGAACAACAAAAUCCCUUUUACUUCCAUUGUAUUUCGGAGGUAGACACCUCACAACCUCAGCACACAAAACUGGAGCUACCUGCUUCCUUUGGGUAAUUUAUGUGAACUGACCCUUUGAGUCAUCACUGGUAAGAUGAUAACAGUCAUCAGUGCUGUAUCCCUGCUACACAGUUUACUGUUGAGUUUUCAGUUGUUUGUAUUUAGUUUACCUCUAAGUUUGAUUUGAUUUUACCAAAGAGGAAAACUUCCAAAGGUUUUAAAGUUGGCAAAGAAGUUUUCAUUUACAAUAAGUUUGGUUUUACUUAGGUUUCCUGUUCUUUGGCAGUUUCUUGUGUUCUUUGAAACUGAGGUGACUUUAAAUAAGUCAGAGUUGUGACAGAUUUGAAAGAAUUUAUCUGUGUCAAUUCAGCUACCAGCAAAAAGACCAGAUUCACUGUACUGAGUGACUCCUGCAAGCUGAGGAGAAAGUUAAACUACCACACUGCUGUUGAUGCAUGUUUUACACCACUUAAAUCAGAUCACUUCAUAUUUCUGACCUUUUGCAAACCAUGCUGGACACAUUUCUGAAAUUUCAGGGAGCCUCUGACUUUUGCUAAUUUGUGCAUGUGAGAAAAAUCUGUUUUUAGGCUUGAGUUCAUCGUGCGUCUGUAUGUUUUUGUCCAAAUAUUAAUAUUUGGAGGAGAUAACAGCUCAGUAUGUAUGAACUGCAUUACUACACAACAAAAAGAAGCCAGAGUUAAUGUUAAACAUGUACAUUUUACAUUUCAUUCACUAUUCAAUUAAAUUGUAAAUAUAGACGAAUUACUUGGAUAUUUUUGUUUAAUUACCUGUUUUUAUUCUUAUUUUUUAAAUUCUUGAAUAUAUCAAUUUAAUAACAAAAUAUUGAAAUAUAAUAGUAGUGUUAAUAUUUAGAAUAUUUAGAAACAAAAUGUCCUCUUCCAUUUUAAAACUUAAGUCAUUUAAAGGCUGACAGAAAAUAAAUUAAUUGGCUAAUUUAAUUCUGUUAUUUGAAGAUAUAUUUUCUUCCACUUAUUUUAUUUUUUAUUAAAUUCAUUAACAAAAACACAUUUGUAGUGUACACGUUUAAAAUAUAUUUUGUUCUUACAUAUUUAAACUCAAUUAUAAAUCCAUCAUUCAACAGCAAUAAAAUUUAAUUAUAACAUUUACUUGUAUAUUUUUUUACUUACCUUUUUUGACAUUUGACAGUUUAGUCAUUGUCAAUAAUAAAUUACAAAUUAUUUGUAUCUCAUAGAAAUUAACAACCAAUGGCUGCCCGAAAAGUGCAGAAAAAAAGAAAUCAGCAGCAUGCAAUGCAUAUAUUAUAAUUCCACAUAAAUUGUAAUUAAGUGGUUAAAAUGUGCAAAAACAGUGGUAUGGUCCUUUAAUGCAAUAACACAAGGGAUGUGAAGGUGGUUUGUCAUCCUGGCUUACCUCCUAAAGGCAAUAUGUUUUAAGUUUUUUCAUUUCCAACAGUGAUAUUGAAAUAUUUAUUUUACUUAAUAUUAAUUUGUAUGUAUUUGAAAUUUGAAUUGUUUUAUAUUUUAGGGUUUUAAUUUAUUUUAGGCUUUCUUUGGUUCUUGAAAUCGCUGUAGCAGAAGUUAAAGCUGCACAAAUGCUGUUUAUUGUCUUCCACUUUAGCAUCUCCACUAAAAAUCCCUCACUGUGAAUACAGUCUGGUGCAGCUCCAGCAUACAGACACGAGGAGUUAACCAAACUGGAUCUUAGCUGGUUGCAACACUGUGCGUUCACUGACAUGUCAAAACUCCUGGUUAUAAAUUACAUUGAGCUUUCUUAUUCAUUUCCAGCAAGUUAGUAUGUGUUCAGGCUGACACUGCUUAAUAUUCAACAAGUGACACAAAGACCAAAUAACCCAAAGCAACAAGUGUGCCCACAGCUUUCAGCAGGAAGCAUUUUCACAGCACAGGUGGCUGCUUUUUAAUUACAUACCAUCUGCUCUGCAAGUUUAUUCAGGGCUUUUCUGCAUAUUCGGCCCAAAUGUAAUACUGGGUCUGAUAAACAGAAACUGAACCAAACAAUAAAAAGGAAGUCUUUCUGCAGUAGUUCAACUUUUUGGGAGUUAUUCGCUUUGAGAGUCACCUGAGAAGACUGGCACCACUUUCAUAUCUGUGCCCUAAAUAAACAGAGUGAGCAGCUCUUAGCUUAGCUCAAAUACUCUGAACCGGCCACUUUUGAGCACCUCUGGUACUCAUCAAUUGAUAACAUAAGACGUUUAUUCCACUGCUUGAAUUUGGGACAGGUGUCAGGUGAUGUAAACAUUUACAUGAGUGGUCCAACAAUUGCUGGUUUUAGCUAUUCUCUUUCCAUUGCAUGUAUUAUCUUACAGCUUUUGCUACUUACUCUUAACUCAGAGUGCAACAAAACAACUAUGAAUAGUAGUUAAUGGGCAUAACUCCAGUUGAAAGAUCACGUAUGAAAUAAAACAAGGAGGAGGUUUGAUAUAUUGGCCUUGAGAUGGGUUGUGACAAUGGGGGUUUGAUCGGGAUCAAAUUAGCCACUUUGGAAAGAUGAGGUAGUUUUAUCUGGAUUAUAAGUCACAUUUUAUGUUGAUGAUGGCGAUGUUGGAAGGGAGAAGUCUGCUGCUCAAUUAAGACUUCAGACCAACACAGUUGUUUUUCAGGGUCGCCUAGACGUACCUGCCCUGGAGUAGGUUCUUUCUUCUCACUCUGAAAACAGCCAUGAAUGAAGUUCUACAGGGCUGGUUCUGCAUUCGGAACAUGCAGCAACCACCCUAAAAGAAGCCACAAGUUCCUGCAGUGGAAAACAGUCUAUAGAGUAACCAGGAGCAACAGAGUGUCUUUGCAUUAAAGCAGUAAUUUGUUUACUUGUCAGAUGGUUCGUCUUUGACAUUGUCAGUCAUAAUCUGGAAGCACUCUAACACUGACUGCCCCCACCUCACCGCUUUGUUAACCUUUGAGCUAACGCUAAGCUCCUACGUUAAGGAUUGACAGCUUAAAAUCAGGGUAGGAUGUUGGAAACACUCACAGCACAAUUACUGGUUGAAAUUUAAUGGACUACAAACGUUCCACUGCAUGUCUUCCCCCGACUUCACACCACUUCCUGCCGAAACUGUCCCUGUCCCCCUAAGACAUUCCAGACCAGGGAUUAAUUCAUAUACUUGACCCAAUGUGAAAUACAUUUUAACGUGUGUGUGUGUGUGUGUGUGUGUGUGUGUGUGUGUGUGUGUGUGUGUGUGUGUGUAAAUGAUACUGUACUUGUUCAGAAAGCAUGUGGAGGAUGUUUGGUUGUGUUCCUAUGGAGAAGAGAUAAAGAGAUUAACAGACUGAAGCAGCUCACUCCUCACCCUCUGUGGCUGACAGACUGAGCGCGAUGCUAAAGCUGCUAGCAUGUAAUCUACCUAUUUUUUCCUACGUAUGAAACUAACUGUAAAGAAGAACUAUUUUGUUGAUGAUAUAGUUAAGGAUAUUUAUUUGAAAAAGAUAACUGCUGUAUAAGCUAGCACUGAUUUGAAAACACUUUAAACUUACAAGUAGUGUAAAUCAGAACAAACGAGUAUUUCAAAACAUCUCUCGUUUUUUCAGAUGACUUUCAGAGUACUGAAUUACCUACCUGACAAAUCCUUCUCCUGCCCGGGGACCCCAAGUACCCCAGAGUCACUGUGUAUCAACUAGUUUGUUAUAACUAAUAAUCUAACAGUUAAGGCUUUAUUAUCUUCUGUUAAUCUAGCUUAAACAGUUUCAUUUAGGAGUGUAAUGGUACACGAAAUUCAAGGUUCAGUUUUUGAGAAUCUUUCUGACCCCAAUUCUUCUCAAAUGUUGCAUAUUGUCAAUAACCGUGUUUCCGUGACUUAUUUUAUGCACAUUUGGGAGUUCUAAGCUCUGGGGAGGUUUUUAUGACCAAAAAGGAUUCAUAAUAAAAAAGGGUGAAACCGACUUUGUUUACAGUUAUACAGAUGUGUCUUCAAUAAUGGAGGUCAAUGAAAAGGAUUUUCUUUUCAUUGCAAUACCAUGACAAACCACUGGGACAAACUAAAAAUCACACAGCGUCAACAGCUGUAAAGGCUUACCUUUAUCAUCAACUAAUCAAUUGAUCAAAAAACAAUCCAAAAAUAAUCUAGAAUUAAAAUAACAAUUUGUUGGAGCCCAGCUAGCCUGCUAUACGCAGAUAGGCAACAGCUGAUGCACUGCCAAAAUGUUCCCGGUAUUUUGGAGUUUUUAUUCCAGGAGGCGAAUACAUCAACAUAAUUAGACUUGUGACCAAACUGAACGUUUCGUACCGUUACACCCCUACCUCCCUUCAUAAUUUCAGUUUUGUGCUUACAUGAUUCAGAUUGCAAAACUGAUUUGGAACCACAGAGCAACCUGUAGCCAUUCACUAGAAUCACCAGACACAAAGGGGUGCCCGGCAGCACAUUUUUGCCCAGGGGCCACCUAAAAGGUAAAUCUGGCCAUGGAGAAGAUUUACACUGUGUGGAAACUAUAGAUUUUAUUCAGCAGGAUCUUACAGUUUACUGAGCUGUAAACCUGUGUAUUAAAUGCAGAUAUAUAGUUGACAUAGCCUUACCCUCUAUUUCCAGAAAAAAAUAGACCUGCCUGCUGGUUCAUAGGUCUCAUGUAGCAAUUGAUUCUGCUGGUUUCCAGUGAAGCCACUGGUUGGCUGUGUGAUUACCAGUUUGUGUACUGGGAAAUGUGAAAACUUACUUAGUAAGGCUGUAUUUAUUGUAAACAUUGUAUUUAUUGUUUUUUUGUGCACAUGGUUCUGUGAAACGGGCUUCCAGCUGUGAGAUGCAGCUCUUAUUGGGUUAUUUUGCCCAGAAACACUGUGUUCAGUUCCCUGAUUGCUGUUUGUGUUAUAUUACUGUAAAUACUCUGUACAUGAAGAGAUGCUGAGAGACCUAUUGGAAAAAAAUAGCUCUAUUUAUAAUGAGAGAAGAUGAUGUGUUUUAUUUCCCUUGUUUUCCUAGGAAGGCAUUGCAUAGCAAUAAACAUUGCACAGAGUUGACCUAUUUAUUAAUUCAUUCCUGCUAUCUUCUGUAGAUUUCUACUCUUUUUAUUUGUCAUCAGACAUAAUAACCAAAGCUUUUCUCUCGGCCAAAAUCUCUCCUUUUCUUUCAUUUCUCCUCCCACGCUUCCCUCUCACUCUUCCCCAUCUAUUUUUCACCCUGCCCUCAUCACGACUCCUCUCCUGCUGCGGUAAAGUAUUGAAAUUCCUCUGGCUUUGACUGCCAGUCUGAUAUGCUAAGGCAUUUUUAUUGUUCAGGCCCUUUUCUGUUAUCAAGGGGGCAGCGGGGCUUAUCGGCGACUCCUGCGGUGUUGUUUUUUAGGCCUGCAGUGGUGUAAUGAUUAGACCUGUUCGAAGGUUAAAUAUUUUCAGCUGCAGAGUGAGUUUUCCACAUUCUGUCUCAUUCACAGGUAGAUUGCGCUGAACUGAACAAAGUGAAGAGAGAAUAUCGCAUCUGUUAUUAUCCUGUUUAGAUAUAUAGGUCAGACAGUGUUUAUUACGUUUCAGAGUUGCAGUGGUAUGAGACGGACCUGAAAUACAAAAAAACGAUACUUAAAAUCCAGGCCUUGACUUCAUAAAUUCUGUUUUCCUUUUUCCUUUUCCCAGGCUGUGUACAUCAGAUGCAGAAUACCUGUUUGGCAGGUUUUAAUAUUCACACACGGCUGCAACAUGCUUGGCUUUUUUGUUUGUUUUAUUUUGCAGGGGUUUAGCAGAGAUGGAGGAGCACUUCUAAACAUGGAUUGUGUAACUUAAAGCAAUGUGUAUAUAAUGUUUUAUAACUACUGUAAGGCAUUUCAAGAAAUCUAUGAGGUUAAUAAACCUGAGAUAUAUUUCUCUACAGAA
This is a messenger RNA of Amphiprion ocellaris (clown anemonefish), 10122 nucleotides long. RefSeq names its product metal transporter CNNM4-like. The record is from RefSeq and is a predicted model, not a curated record. The transcript has 8 exons. The coding region runs from base 38 to 2857 and encodes 939 amino acids. Gene Ontology annotation, biological process: magnesium ion transport; magnesium ion homeostasis. Gene Ontology annotation, cellular component: plasma membrane. Lineage: Eukaryota; Metazoa; Chordata; Actinopteri; Pomacentridae. Gene Ontology annotation, molecular function: magnesium ion transmembrane transporter activity; sodium ion transmembrane transporter activity.